UUGAACAGCUGGAGCUUCAGUCACUGACUGUCCCCGGUCAGGGCGUGUUGUUAGCCGCUUAGCUUCUACUAGCCACAGUCGGGGGGGAGAGAGAGCCAGGCCAGGCCAAGCUAAACUAAGCCAAGCCAAGCAGUCUGUCGACUGAUGUUUAAUCUACAGUGAACAUGGAUUUCGACGCGUUAUUUAACGAGAAGACAUUUCAGUUUUCGGACUUCCAGGAGUUCACGUUUCUACCUGGACACCAGAAGUUGACUGAACGAGUGAGGAAGCGUCUGUAUUAUGGCCUGGAUAAAGACGUGUCUUUAGAUGCCCUCUCCUGCCCUGUUACAGAUAUCGCUGUGGAAAUCUUCCAGAAGGCUGCCCCCAGCCCCAUACGAAAGCUUCACAAGAAAUAUGCUGCUCAUGUCUCCAGGGAGGCUUGCAUCUCUCCGUGUGCCAUGAUGCUGGCUCUAGUUUACAUAGAAAGGCUCCGACAUAGAAACCCCGAAUACCUACAAAAGAUCUCCUCCUCUGACCUCUUCCUGAUUUCCAUGAUGGUUGCCAGCAAGUACCUGUACGACGAAGGAGAGGAAGAAGAGGUUUUCAAUGACGAGUGGGGAGCAGCCGGGAAGCUGGAUGUCAAAACUGUUAACAACCUGGAGAUGAACUUCUUGAAUGCCAUUGAGUGGAGCCUCUUCACGGAGCCAAACGACUUGUUCGACAGACUAAGUCAUCUGGAAACCAGCAUUGCGGAGCGGCAGGGGAUGAAACGCGGCUGGUUCACCUACACUGACCUCUGUGUGCUACUGGAGCAAUCGGCGUGGAGUCAAGCCCUCACUGCAAUCUACCAGCACUUUACUAAGGUAUCCUGUAUGCUCGGCCUGGUCUACCUGACCAGCGUGGCCGGCCUCAUUGCCACCAGCGCUGUGCUGCAGCAGCUCAGUCUCGUCAAAGGCGGCCAGACCCUGCUGCCACCUCCAGAUGACAUUAGCCCGACCCACCUUCAGACCUCCAACCUGAACUCAGAAGCUCCCCCUGCAGCCCAGCUCCUCCCCUGUUGUGUUCUGGCCAACAAUAGUCUGAACCACCAGACUAGUGCACUUGGAGUCGGCCAGCCUCACGCACAAAGCCCCCCACCGGCUACCUCACAGACGUCAAUAUUGUGUCUCUGGGGCUCCCUCCUUGCCUCGAUGGGUCAUACACAUCCUGAGACAAAUUCCGAGAUGGACGCUCCCCAAACUUGGUCUACCACCUCCUUCUUCUGCCCCGGCUGUCUUGCAACACUUCCUCCACUGCAGUGUGGGCUCAGAAACACCUCAGCACUUUCCCCUCAUGGUAACCAUCAACGUCACCCACUGUGGCUGCCCUCCGGCCUCCUCGGGGGAGCAGAACCAAGUCUGAACUCUGGCUUAGGCGUGUUUCCCCCUGUACAGCUAGGACCCUGCCAUCCAAAGUCCAUGUUACCUGUCGACAAAGCUCAAGCUCUACUCAUGCCCGGCUAGGAACGGGCAAACCCCCCUGAACCUGUAGUAACGGACUCUGGAAACGAAACCAGCAGUUUUCAUCGCUCAUUGACUGCUUCACAUCAUGUUUUUGUUCACUUUUCCAGAUCUCGAAUACAGGUGAAGACACAAACGUAAUCAGGCACUUCUCGGACAGGGUGAGAGUUUAAUAACACAGCACAGGGUGAAAUUUACUCAUAGUUCACAGCUGCAGAAUAUUAUUUGCCAUAAUAAAACGCCAUAGUGUUCAGUUGAUGCUCAGCAUUUCGAGGGAUUUGGGGAUGUUUUUCUUGGCUGCAACCAAACAGUUUUGCUCCCAUCAUUUAUCGUUGUUUGAAAGUUCAGGCCUGUCAGACGGCGAGCGACGAGCGUGUUUAGAGUUCUUGUAUCACGGCUGUAAAAGGAACGUUGCUACUACUCAGGCAGGUCGAUGAAAGUGUGUGGAGGUUUCACAGCAUAUCUGAAAGUUCUCAGUAAGUUGUUUUUUUAGUUUGACGGGGCUCUGAGAAGAAGGGAUUAAAACCAGUUUACUAUGUUUAUGCUUAGUGUUAACGUAUAUCUUUCAUUUAUGCUUAAUGAGCUUUACGUCAGACGUCGGUCAUACACAUGCAGCAAGCACUGAUUUUGUACACCAGGUAGUUUUUGUUACUGUUUGUGUAACAGAUUGUCUCCUGUCCUUUAAAGAAAGGAAACAGUUUGGACUCACACAUCGUCUCCAUACCUCAGUGUGACCACACAGAAAUGCAAAACAUCAGCGCUUAUUCUGCUCAUUUCUGUUUUCUUUUUACAGUCGAUAUUUGUCAGAUCUUACGUGAGAUGUCACAUGACCUUAGAGCCACUUCUGCAACAGGGUAACAAUUAGCCAAAUUAAGAGAUUAACUUACAAGUUUCUACUCUCUAAGGGGAAGAAGGAGUGUAUUAAAAAAAGGGUUUUAAAUACAACAUUUAGCACGUUAGAUGCUCGCAGCAGUGUUUUCUUUGUUGAUGCGGUCUGGAAUUUGCACAUUCAUUUUCACCGCUACAGUACAUUUCACUCCAUUACUACCGCACCAUCGUCGAGUAUCUUUUUAACACCAGAGGAGAAUGUAAAUGAAUUACUUUUUAUGUACACAUAAAGGACAUUUACUUUGUAACUCAACCUUUGACAAAUGCUCUGAGCAUCUGGAUUUGAUACACUUUGAAGCACGAAGUCCUUUUAAUUUUGUACAUGGUGUAAAAUGCAAAUACUGUACAAAUCUGUAGAGCUAAUAAAGAAUGCAUUUCUUUGA
Messenger RNA from Larimichthys crocea (large yellow croaker), 2749 nucleotides. It is a transcript of the gene cnppd1, whose product is annotated as cyclin Pas1/PHO80 domain containing 1. The transcript has 8 exons. Lineage: Eukaryota; Metazoa; Chordata; Actinopteri; Sciaenidae. The record is from RefSeq and is a predicted model, not a curated record. Gene Ontology annotation, biological process: regulation of cyclin-dependent protein serine/threonine kinase activity. Gene Ontology annotation, molecular function: protein kinase binding; cyclin-dependent protein serine/threonine kinase regulator activity. Gene Ontology annotation, cellular component: nucleus; cyclin-dependent protein kinase holoenzyme complex. The coding region runs from base 165 to 1481 and encodes 438 amino acids.